Molecule: messenger RNA, 633 nt
Organism: Tripterygium wilfordii
Lineage: Eukaryota; Viridiplantae; Streptophyta; Magnoliopsida; Celastrales; Celastraceae
Exons: 3
Coding region: 1-633 (210 amino acids)
Source: RefSeq, a predicted model, not a curated record
AUGGGGAACUAUGUAUCUUGCGCGCUAGCAGGGCCUUUGAUGAAGACUAAUAAGGCUGCAAGGGUGAUUUUUCCGACCGGGGAAGUGCGGCAGUUCCGGGAGCUGGUGAAGGCGGCGGAGCUUAUGUUGGAGUGUCCGAAUUUCUUCUUGGCGAAUUCUCAGUCUCUUAAUAUUGGCAGGAGGUUUUCUCCUCUAAGUGCGGAUGAGGAAUUGGAGCUUGGAAAUGUUUACCUUAUGUUCCCAAUGAAGAGAGUGAGUUCUGUGGUCACUGCUGCCGAUAUGGCUGUGUAUUUCAUGGUGGCUAAUUCUGCUGCGAAGCGGAUAUCGGGCGGUAAACUGAAGGUUUUGCCGGAGUCUGGAGGUGGACGCAGCGAUGAUGUUGGAGAAAAUUCCCCAGAGAGGAUUGAAUCCGGAUUGAGUUUCGAGGGGGUGGAGGAGUUUCAGGUGUCUGAGUUUAAGUACAGAAUAGCUUCUUGUAGAUCAAGAAAGCCUGCUUUGGAGACUAUAAGAGAAGAACCAAUUGAAGAUGUGUACAUAAUGUUUGAUCUUAUUGUGAUGGGUCAUUUGCUGGACACCCAAGGAAGUGUUAUUGGACUAAUGUUGGCAACAUGUGAUUCUACUUUACUGGACUAA